Messenger RNA from Closterium sp. Naga37s-1, 2463 nucleotides. Lineage: Eukaryota; Viridiplantae; Streptophyta; Zygnematophyceae; Desmidiales; Closteriaceae. The record is from the annotation of a GenBank genome assembly.
AUGAUGCCGAUGCCAGGCGCCGACAUGCAGAGCGCUAUGGGUGGACCCAUGGGGGGACCGAUGGGGGCCAUGGGGGGCAUGGGGCCGUCAAUGCAAGCGCAGCAGUUUCUCUCGUCCUUCCACGCAGCAGGCCCGGCAGCAGCGCCACCCGAUGCUCAGCUAGAGGCCCUGUGGAACGAGGCUCGGCAUGCCCAAGCCAUGCCGCCAGGCAUGGCAGCAGGCAUGGCGCCUCUGGACGCAGCAGCAGCGGCGCAUUUCCGGGAGUUUGAGCAGAUCUUUGGAGGCAUGUCACUUGAUGGUGGCGCUGCUGCUAGCGGUGAUGCCUCCACCAUGCAGCCGCCUGCAAUCCCCGGGCUGCCCCCCCAGCAGCAACUGGCGGUGCGCGCCCUGCUGCACUCCUUCCUCUCCUCCACACAAGCAGGCGUGCCCCUCCCCGCGCACCCCCACGCGCCCCUCCCCCCCCUCGCGCACCUCUCCCCCGCGGACCGAGCACGCAUCCGCAACCGCUCCUCCAUCCUCGCUCGCCACGUGUUUGCACACCAGGGGGGGGCGGGCGCGCAGGGGAAGGGCUUUGCCUCCGCGCAGGUGGCCGCGCUGCUGCGCUCCCUGGGUAUAGAGGACCUGGGGGAGGGCGCAGGGGGCGCGGAGGGCGCGCUCAUGGGCGCGCCUGGCCCGCUGGGGGGCAGGUUCCGCGAGUUUGAGGACUUUUGGAAGGAUGCGGGGGAGGUGGCGGGUGGUGGGGGGAUGGUGGCGGGUGUGGGCGGAGUGGGGGGCGCAGGGGGGUGGGUGGGGGAGUUUGAGGCGCAGCAACAGCAGAGGUGGCGGGAGGAGGGGGGAGAGAGCAGCAGCACGGGGUGGGCGGACGAGUUUGCUGAGGACUGGCAGCAGCAGCAGCGAGUGAGGGAGGAGGCGAGGGCGGGGGGUCCACGCAGCGAGGCAGAGAGGGUGGCAGCGAGGCAGCAGACACAGCGCAUCGUGGACACACUCGCCCAGGACCCCAACCCCAACGAGGCGGAGAGGGUGGCAGCGAGGCAGCAGACACAGCGCAUCGUGGACACACUCGCCCAGGACCCCAACCCCAAGUUCCAGCAAUCCCAGUUCCUUCAGUUUGUGUCCAAGAUGAGUCGCGGCGAGCUGAUAGCCAAGGAGGGCGGAGUGAGGGAGGUCUCGCCUCUAGAACAAUCCAAGUUCUUGCAGUUUGUGUCCAAGAUGAGUCGAGGCGAGCUGAUAGCGGAGGAGGGCGGAGUGAGGGAGGUGUCUCCUGCAGAAGCAGCGGCGGCCGCAGCAACAGAGCAGUGGGCGAGCGAGUUUGAGAACCUGCACCAGCACGAGCACGUGCACUCACAUGCCAUCAAGGCGGACGCUGAUUGGGCCACUGAAUUCGCUGCCCGGAACGAGUCAUCAACGUCGCUGGAUUCAAGGGACUGGGCGGACGAGUUUGCGCAGCAGAUGGCACACGCACACCCGCACGGGCAUGCACACGCGGAGGGCGAGGGUGUGGUGGAGGAUGGCGACCCCAGCGCAUGGCUUGAGUCGUACGAGCGGUACGUGGAGGAGCAGUUGCGCGACGAGCAGCAGAGGAGGGCGGAGUCAUCCUCAUCCCGCUGGCCCUACGCCUUUGCCGACAAGAACCCCUAUGUGGGCCACCCCCAGCCCUUCCAGCAGGGGCAGGACCUCUUCCGGCGAGGGCUACUGAGCGAGGCGAUACUGGCGCUGGAAGCCGAGGUGCUGUGCAACGAGGGCAACUCCGAGGCCUGGCGCCUGCUGGGCGUCUCCCACGCUGAGAACGACGAUGACAGACAGGCCAUAGCAGCCAUGACGCGUGCUCGAGAUGCGGACCCCACCAACCUGGAUGUACUGCUCGCCUUGGGCGUCAGCCACACCAACGAGCUGGAGCAGGCGGAGGCGCUGUACCAUCUGCGCAGCUGGCUGCAGAACCACGCCAAGUACAAGUCCCUCGUGCCGCCCUCCGGCCCCGCCUCCAUGUCCCACUCCGAUGUUGUACAGCUGUACACAGAGGCAGCUCGCAUGGCGCCAGAGGAUGCCGACCUGCAGGUGGUGCUGGGUGUGCUGUUCAACCUCUCCCACGAGUACGACCGUGCCAAGGCUUCCUUCCGCAGAGCCCUUGCGCUGCGCCCCUCCGACUACUCGCUCUGGAACAAGCUGGGCGCCACUCAGGCCAACAGUGCGCAGUCCGCUGAAGCAAUUGAGGCGUACCAGAAGGCUUUGGAUUUGAAGCCGAAUUAUGUUCGUGCAUGGACGAACAUGGGCAUUGGAUAUGCCAACCAAGGCAAGUACGAGGAGUCGGCUCGCUUCUAUGUUCGUGCGAUUGCGAUGAAUCCAACAGCCGAGAAUGCGUGGCAGUACCUGAGAAUCGCAUUAAGCUGCGCUGGAAAGGCGGAGCUACUCCCAGCUUGUGAUGCCCAUGAUGUGGAUGCUCUUCAGAGGGAGUACCCGUUGUGA